Orussus abietinus is the source of this 1261-nucleotide messenger RNA. RefSeq names its product alcohol dehydrogenase [NADP(+)]. The record is from RefSeq and is a predicted model, not a curated record. The transcript is spliced from 4 exons. The coding region runs from base 91 to 1062 and encodes 323 amino acids. Gene Ontology annotation, molecular function: aldose reductase (NADPH) activity. Gene Ontology annotation, cellular component: cytosol. Lineage: Eukaryota; Metazoa; Arthropoda; Insecta; Hymenoptera; Orussidae.
AGUGGGGUAACGAUAAGAUUAUGCUUGUUAUACAGUUUCUGACUUUCUUUGAAUCAGUUUCAACCGGACCUUGCUGCCGAGUGUACCGAAAUGGCCACACAGAAGACGAUAACGUUACCUACCGGGCAAAAAAUGCCCAUCCUGGGUUUUGGAACUUGGCAGGCAACCGAAGCUGAAUUAGAAGCAGCAUUGGAUGAUGCCUUGGGUGCGGGAUAUCGACACAUAGAUACCGCUCCGGUCUAUCACAACGAACCUAUUAUUGGCAAGGUUCUGAAAAAAUGGAUAGACUCUGGCAAGGUGAAACGUGAGGAACUUUUCAUCGUUACAAAGGUACCUCCUACUGGGAACCGUCCUGGUGGUAUAGAAAAAUGGAUCAAGAAAUCUCUGAAGGACUUACAGUUGGAUUACUUAGAUCUGUAUUUAAUACAUACACCAUUUACUUUCGAAGAAGUUGGCGAUGAUUUGCAUCCAAUGAACGAGAAGGGAGAAAUUAGAAUAGAUCCUUCCACCGAUCACUUAAAAGUGUGGGCUGAAAUGGAGAAGCAAGUUGUCGCUGGUCGCACGAAGGCCAUAGGCCUCUCCAACUUCAAUAGUAAACAAAUCGACAGGAUCCAAUCGGUAGCCACGUUACCGAUAUCUAACUUGCAGAUUGAGUUGCACGUUUAUUUCCAACAAAAAGAAUUGGUGGAAUUCUGCAAAAGUAAAGGAAUCACGGUAACGGCCUAUUCGCCUCUGGGUUCGAGAGGAUUGGUGAAACUCUUAGGAAAAACGGACACACUUCCCGAUUUGCUGGUAAAUCCUGUGGUCUUGCAAUUAGCUAAAAAACAUGGAAAGACGCCAGCCCAAAUACUACUCAAGUUCACGAUUAACAGAGGAAUCGCUGCCAUCCCGAAAAGUACCAAUGCUCAGAGAAUUAAAGAAAAUAUUGAACUAUUCGAUUGGGACCUCAAGCCCGAAGAAAUUGACGAAUUGAAAGGCUUAGACCAGGGAGCGAAAGCUCGUAUCUGUGAUUUUAACUUUUUCAAAGGCAUUACAAAACACCCAGAGUUCCCUUUUAACUAACAAUUCUCGUUCUAUUCUGUAACAAACGUCGUAGUACAAACUAUCCAAUGCACGUUACUAAAUCUAUCGUAGGUUUACCAUUUCGCACGUAAAUUAUACCAAUCCCUUAGAAUUAUCUUUUAAGUAUCGCAUACACAUCAUUUACCUACAUAAGUGGCAAGACGUAUAGACAACGAUAACACGAAGAGUUUAAACAGUA